Bacillus rossius redtenbacheri is the source of this 2675-nucleotide messenger RNA. RefSeq names its product transient receptor potential cation channel subfamily V member 5 (gene nan). Bases 48 to 2627 code for a protein of 859 amino acids. NCBI's taxonomy places the organism in Eukaryota, Metazoa, Arthropoda, Insecta, Phasmatodea, Bacillidae. Gene Ontology annotation, molecular function: calcium channel activity; protein binding. Gene Ontology annotation, cellular component: plasma membrane. The transcript is spliced from 17 exons. Gene Ontology annotation, biological process: calcium ion import across plasma membrane. The record is from RefSeq and is a predicted model, not a curated record.
UCGGAGGUCCAGGGGCGUGCUUGCCCCCCUGAGGACCGCGGGGCACCAUGGGUAACACGGAGAGCAACGUCACCAGCGGCGUCAAGAAGCAGGCCGGGGUCUCCACGCAGUCGCUCUACAAGCUCGUCGACCUCAAAGGCGGGGGGCUGCUGGUGGACAUGAUGAAGAGGGCGUCGGUCACCAAGCAGUACGCAGAGCUGGACCACGCCAUCAAGACCAAGGUGGAGCCCUUCCUCUACAACAAGGGCGACGGCAGGAUGAUCCCCAUAUCCAAGCUGGUGCUGCUGCGGAACAAGGAGCGCUCCAGGACCAAGAUGCUGCCCGUUUUGAAGGCCAUGGAGAACCCUGAAGACUACGAUAUAAACAAAGAUCUGACGGAAGAAGACAGCAAGCUUGACCCGAGCCUGUGCCGGGAGGUGUGCUGGGACUUGAACGAGCGGGGGGCGGUGGGGGAGACCAUCCUGCACCUGUGUCUGCUCAACGCCACCUCCGUCCACGCAGACAUCGCCAAGAGGCUGCUGCGCUUCUACCCCAAGCUCAUCAACGACAUCUACAUGAGCGACGAGUACUACGGAGAGAGCGUGCUGCACGUGGCCAUCGUGAACGAGGACCCCUCCAUGGUGAAGUUCCUGCUGGACAGCGGCGCCGACCACCACGAGCGCUGCUUCGGCAACUUCAUGUCGCCCGAGGACCAGAAGGCGUCGAGGAGCGACUCGCAGGACCACGAGUGGGUCAACGUCAACCCGGCCACCGACUACGAGGGCUAUGUAUACUGGGGAGAAUAUCCCCUGAGUUUCGCGGCUUGCCUGGGACAGGAAGAAUGCUACAGGCUCAUACUCGCUAGGGGUGCCAACCCUGACAACCAGGACACAAAUGGCAACACUGUGCUGCACAUGCUCGUCAUCUACCAGAGACUGAGCACGUUCGACAUGGCGUACGAGCUGGGCGCCUCGCUGGCGGUGCGCAACGUGCUCAACCUCACCCCGCUCACGCUCGCGGCCAAGCUCGCCCGCAUCGAGAUGUUCUUCCACAUCCUCAACAUCGAGCGGGAGAUCUACUGGCAGAUCGGUAGCAUCACCUGCGCUGCUUACCCACUAUCUCAGAUAGACACCAUCGACAUACAGACUGGCAAGAUAAGCAAGGAUUCUGCUCUCAACCUGGUGGUGUUCGGGGACAAGGACGAGCACCUGGAGCUGAUGGACGGAGUUCUGGUCGACCUCCUGAACGCCAAGUGGAACGCGUUCGUUAAAUUCAGGUUCUACCGGCAGUUCUUCCUCUUCCUGCUGUACUUCCUCUUCUCCCUGGUGUGCUUCACGCUGCGCCCCGGACCGCCGAUGGCCACCAAGGUCCAGGCGGCGGCGGCGAACAGCACCGCCAGAGAGCCGCCCAGGAACUUGUCCGUCGCUGUCCACCCGGGGGCGGUGACUACGACCCCGCCGCCGCCGCCGGAGGCGCUCGUCCUGGGAGACGCCUCCGCGCCGCCGCCGCCGCACAGGGAGCUGCCCGGAGGAGGCGGCACACCCUCCCCCGCCCCCGAGCGCGCCGCGGAGGGGCGUGACCUCGCCUCGCCGCCCCCCGAGGACGCGGGUCGGACGACGACGGCGGCGGGUCCCGCCCCCAAGCCGGGCGAGGAGGAGGAGGACUGGUGGGACGAGCUGCAAGGGGAGUGCCGCCUCAUGCAGUUCGCCGGCACGGAGGCGCGCAUCAGGCUCGGCGCAGAGAUGGCCAUGGAGCUGGGCGCCGGGCUGUACAUCCUGGCGGCCGCGAGGGAGGCACGCUUCCUCGGGCUCGGCAUGUUCGUGCAGAACCUGAUGACGGCGCCGUCACGCGUCAUGUUCCUCAGCUCGUGCAUCCUCAUGCUGUUCAUGCCCAUGCUGCGGCUGGGCUGCCUCACCGAGGCGGAGGACGUGGUGGCGGUGUUCGUGAUGCUCACCACGGCGCCCUACUUCCUCUUCUUCUGCAGGGGUUUCAAAACUGUCGGUCCGUUCGUGGUAAUGAUAUACAGAAUGGUCAUGGGUGAUCUCCUAAGAUUCGUCUGCAUAUAUCUUGUUUUCGUGAUGGGAUUUUCGCAAGCGUAUUACAUCAUAUUCUUGUCUUUCGACAACCCCAAAACGCCGGAAGGCGUGGACGACACCGUGUCGAACCCCAUGCCCAGCCCCAUGGAGUCCGUCAUGGCCAUGUUCCUCAUGUCCAUGACCAACUUCGGCGACUACUUCAGCACUUUCGAGCAGACCGACCACGAGAUAGAGGCCAAGUUUUUAUUUGUAGUGUACAUGGCCAUCGUUGCUAUACUGCUCAUCAACAUGCUGAUAGCUAUGAUGGGGAACACCUACCAGAAGAUAGCAGAGACGAGGAACGAGUGGCAAAGACAGUGGGCCCGCAUCGUGCUGGUGGUCGAGAGAGGCGUCAGCCCUUCGGAGCGGCUCAAGAAGCUAAUGUCGUACUCGCAGCCCAUGUCGGAUGGUCGACGCGCUCUCGUGCUCCGCCUUAACCAAAGCGAGGAGGACAAAGAAGAGAUGAAGGAAAUACUGGAGAUGAAACGCGUGCACGACCGCAUGGUGAAGAAAAGACUGCAGAAAGGGCAGAGCAGGAUAUCCGCCAGCCCCAGCCCCAAGAGGCUCAUUUGAAGAAGGAAAAAAUAUUAUCCCGACCGUUACCAAGGCUUUGCUUCGCCU